Messenger RNA from Aricia agestis (brown argus), 1681 nucleotides. It is a transcript of the gene CkIIalpha, whose product is annotated as casein kinase II subunit alpha. Gene Ontology annotation, biological process: protein phosphorylation. Lineage: Eukaryota; Metazoa; Arthropoda; Insecta; Lepidoptera; Lycaenidae. Gene Ontology annotation, cellular component: nucleus; cytosol; protein kinase CK2 complex. Gene Ontology annotation, molecular function: protein serine/threonine kinase activity; ATP binding. The record is from RefSeq and is a predicted model, not a curated record. The transcript has 7 exons. The coding region runs from base 258 to 1313 and encodes 351 amino acids.
UACUUGUGAAUAGAUAGAUGGAUGGGCGUCCAUCUUGAAUAUCGCUGAAUUUGUGCCGGUUAUGUGAUAGAAGUGUAAUUUAUUUUAAGAAACUUCGGUUUUAUCGUUAACUUUUAACAAGUUUAUGAAUGCUUAUUGUAUUUAUAGCAUAAAAUAGGAUAAUCUACAGUAAUGUGCUAGUAUUGUUACUCAAGACUUAUGCGAUUUCCGGAAAGACGAUCGUCAACAAGACCUUAGGUUGGCAAAGGCUAAAUACGAUGGCAGUGCCUAGUAGAGCGCGGGUGUAUGCCGAUGUAAACUCACAAAAACCCAGAGAGUACUGGGAUUACGAGAGCUAUGUCGUCGAUUGGGGUAAUCAAGAGGACUAUCAGUUAGUACGCAAGCUGGGGCGCGGUAAAUACAGUGAAGUAUUCGAAGCAAUAAAUAUCACAAAUAAUGAGAAGUGUGUAGUAAAAAUAUUAAAGCCUGUGAAAAAGAAGAAGAUAAAAAGAGAAAUAAAAAUAUUAGAAAACUUGAGAGGAGGCACAAAUAUUAUAACAUUGCAAGCUGUGGUAAAGGACCCUGUGUCACGUACACCAGCUCUGAUCUUUGAACAUGUCAACAACACUGACUUUAAGCAGCUGUAUCAGACUUUGUCAGACUAUGAUAUAAGAUACUACUUGUAUGAACUCCUUAAGGCUUUAGAUUAUUGUCACAGUAUGGGUAUAAUGCACCGGGAUGUUAAGCCUCAUAAUGUAAUGAUCGACCAUGAUAACAGAAAGCUGCGUCUCAUAGAUUGGGGCUUGGCUGAAUUUUAUCAUCCUGGGCAGGAGUACAAUGUUCGAGUUGCUUCUAGGUACUUUAAAGGUCCUGAACUUUUGGUAGAUUAUCAAAUGUAUGAUUAUUCACUUGAUAUGUGGUCAUUAGGGUGCAUGUUGGCAUCUAUGAUCUUCCGUAAAGAGCCUUUCUUCCAUGGUCAUGACAAUUAUGACCAGCUUGUACGUAUUGCUAAAGUGCUGGGAACUGAAGAAUUAUUUGAAUAUUUGGACAAAUAUCAUAUAGAAUUGGAUCCUCGGUUUAAUGAUAUUCUUGGAAGGCAUUCCCGUAAGCGAUGGGAACGAUUUGUACAUUCAGAAAACCAACAUUUGGUGUCCCCAGAAGCUCUAGACUUUUUAGACCGUCUGUUGCGCUAUGAUCACUAUGAGCGUUAUACUGCUCGUGAAGCAAUGGAUCAUCCAUAUUUUUACCCAAUAGUGAAGGAGCAAGGGCGUAUGGUGUCAUCUAACGCUCCAUCUCCAAAUGCGUUGCAAGGACCAAUAAUUGCAGCAGAAUAAUUGUUAUAAAAUUUAUGAUCUUUAUAACAAUAUAUAUUGAAAUAUUUAUUUGUACGAGUUUUCUGAAGAACAGAGAUAAGGAAAUGCUGGGACAGUCUAGUGACAAAGAGACUAUUCGCAAGGGAGACAGUGUGGGGCGCCAUUCUCAAAUCCGGUUAAUUUUAAACUUCUUACUGAUUAAAGUAUAAUUUGGAAAGACAUGUUAUAUUUUAGUGUUAAUACUAGCAAAUCUGGUUUAUUGGUUUGUUUUAACUCUGAAUAAAGUUUAGUCCCAUUGGAAAUGUUCUUGGCUGUUACAUCAAUUGUCUUCUAAAGACAACUUAAUUACUAAUUUAAACCUUUUCUUGAGUAAGUUUAACAUGAAUCAU